This is a messenger RNA of Tigriopus californicus, 837 nucleotides long. It is a transcript of the gene Tango2, whose product is annotated as transport and Golgi organization protein 2 homolog. Lineage: Eukaryota; Metazoa; Arthropoda; Copepoda; Harpacticoida; Harpacticidae. Gene Ontology annotation, cellular component: Golgi apparatus. The record is from RefSeq and is a predicted model, not a curated record. The coding region runs from base 1 to 837 and encodes 278 amino acids. Gene Ontology annotation, biological process: Golgi organization; protein secretion. The transcript has a single exon.
AUGUGUAUCGCUUUUUUCUACUUGGCCCCCGAGAAGGAUGACUCGGGGCCGGUGGCCCUCAUUUUGGUCAUGAACCGGGACGAGGAUCUGCGACGACCCACCGAGCCGGCCCGUUGGCUUGGACAUGAUCCGCCCAUCCUGGCUGGACGAGACUUGACUGAGGGCCGAGAAGGUGGCACUUGGUUGGGUUUAGAGAAGCGCACCGGCAAACUGGCCUUUUUGACCAAUAUGUACACGGGUGAGGCUUUAAACCCGCAAGCCCAUGGUCGAGGUCAUUUGGUGACCGACUUCUUGAACAGCCCUCAAUCAGGAACCGAUUACUUGAACGGCAUUUUCCGGACCGAUAAGUUGUUCAACCCUUUCAAUCUUGUUACGAUGGAUUGGGAUGGCUAUGCGGGGCGGUAUCAAGCCCAAUACUUUCGACCUACCCAAGCCCCUAACUCGUUAUGCUCCGGUUUUCACGGUCUGAGUAAUCAUCCUUACACUCAACCGUUUUUAAAAACCGAACGAGGUCUGUCUCAAUUUCAAUCGUUGGUCGCCGAGGCUCAGGAUGGAAAACGCGAUCGAAAAGCAUUGGUGGAGGCUUUGAUUACCAUGCUGCAUCAAAAAGAGCGCCAUGUACCCGAUGAACAGAUGAAACGGCAGGCGGGACCUGAUGCGGAGCCCCAUGAUUGUUUGGGUUCGAUAUUUGUCGAAAGCCCCAAUGGUGAAUAUGGUACCCGAGCUCAAACCGUGAUCAUCGUGAAUAAAAACGGCAAAGUCUACUUUCAAGAACGGGCUAGAAGUGCUGAAGAGGACUGGUCGAGUCAUGAAUUUGAAUUUACCAUUGGCGAAUAA